Molecule: messenger RNA, 2132 nt
Organism: Didymella exigua CBS 183.55
Lineage: Eukaryota; Fungi; Ascomycota; Dothideomycetes; Pleosporales; Didymellaceae
Exons: 2
Coding region: 439-1884 (481 amino acids)
Source: RefSeq, a predicted model, not a curated record
CAACCAGGCUCUCCAACGCCUCUCCGUCGCGGAAGCACGCGCGUGCUACCGUAUGGCCCCCAGCCCAUUGGUCAAUUCGUGUCAUUCAUGCCCUGUGCCAGAAUGAUCUUUUUAGCUUUGCUCCACUGCUGUACCCGGCGUCCGAGCAGUUGGCGCUGCUGCAUGGAGCUGGGGAAACUCUUGACUCUUGACUAACAACGUACCACGGUGCCUUUUGUCUAAUAAAAUUCUGCACCCUGAUGAGUGAGGGCGAUUUUCACUAUAAGAGACAACUUCCCACUUCACCUGAGGUUCAGACCACCUGACCUGAACCGAUUAUCUCGCUUUACCCACAACUCAUCCUCAUAUCGCCACAAAUAUAGAAGCAGUCUUCUACCAGCACCUAUUUCGUAUCGUCGACAAACCAGAAUCACCCACGUACCCAUUGUCGAUAAUUCAAUGCAAAUCAAGCACCUACCGUUCGAAAUCCUUUCCAAGAUCCUCGAGGAGGUUGCCGAAGCCAAUAUCCGAGAUGGCCCAGCAUACACCUUUGGGCUAUCCCAGGCGCCCCUGCCACUCCAGAAGUCGACUCUCCAGCGCUAUGUGAGAGGCCCCGUUCCACCUGAGAUGCUCAAGUGGGAUGCCAUCUGUGCCAUUCGGACCGUCUGCUGGCAAUGGCACGAGUGGGCCCUGGAGUACGCCCUCAAGAAUGUGUACAUCCGCCGUUGGAAGGGAGGCGAGCGGUGGGCAGAGCUGUCCAACCGACGGUCAAGCUACCCCUUGUACGAGCUCAUUGAUCGCCCUACUGGCACGGCUGUCUAUCGCGAUCCCUUUGCUUCCCUAAAGCAAACUGUAAGGAACUUCAACGACUUCCCGGAGCUGGCCUCUAAGAUCAAGCGCAUGUGGUUCCACGGAUUCUACACAGCCGAGACAAACCGCAUGAUCUUUGAUUCCCUCAAGAACUGCACCAACCUCACAUCUCUAUCUGUUCCUUGGACCACGAUCAGGCAUCUGGACGCGCAUUCGUGGAGGACUCUCCUAACCGGUAAUGGCAAGCCCCUCGAGUCGUUGGAGCUUCAGUGCAUCGACCCCACCUCGCAGCAGGCUGCGGAGAAGGAGAACCAAGUCGAUCUCCAGGCGCUGCAGUCGGUCAACUUCGGUCGGCUGAGGCGACUGAAGAUCUUCGGUGACACCACCUUCAUGCCAAUCACCGAUGACGAUCUCUUUGCCAUUGCUCGUACCGCAACCCAGCUUGAGGAGUUCCACAUGACCUGCAUCUCCACCAUCACCAUCGAUGGUGUCAUGGCUGUUGUCAAGGCAUCGUGCAAGACCCUCCGGGUACUCGAGCACAGCCCACGGUCACAGGAUGGCUUCUGGCACCCUCACCCUGGAUCCCCAAGUGACAGUGAGCACCUUUGCGGGACAUUCCGAAGCUGCCCGAAGCUUGAGACUUUGUCGAUCUCUCUUCCUUCCGUAUGCGCAGACCUGUUCUCCCACGAGGACGCCAAAUUCCGGGGCGACAUGCAGGUGCGCGCGCUGCACUUGUGCGGCCACGAGCAUGGGCGCUCGACCCAGGAGGCCACAGAUGCUUUGCAGACGUUGCUGCAGCAGGCUCGCGCCUUGGUACAACGACGUGCUGAGAGCACCAUCCCACAGGAGCUCUACGUUGAGCUUUUUUUUGCAGACUGCAUCUUCGAGCCAGGAUCCAGCUCGGUCCACGGCGACUUCGCUCUAGCGCAGGCCAUCACCGACGGUCAUUGGCCCGCGAACGUCGAGUUCAGCGGCAAGGGCCCAUACGGCAGCACCGGCCUCUACGAGAAAGAGGAGGAGGGACCGUUCCAGCGCAUCGACGAGGAUGAGUUCCUAGCUGGUGUGCGCAGGAGGUUCCACUCCAUCUCGACCUGAUCGCAGCGCGAUCGAUGAACCAUUUUCGAUUCUUAUGUACUCCUAUGGCGAUUUUCAGCAUUACGACUUUACUCUCAACGACUUCUCAUGCGAACAGGCAGCGAGCCUGGAUGAUACCAGGCCAAAGAGCCACCGUCACGCAGAACAAAAAGUUUCUGUACACCUCGAGCAUUUUCUUCGGGCGGGCAUUUGCAUGGGGCGGCGGGACGCUGCCCCCUUCUAGCAUUCCAGCGUUCACUUAGGCAUGU